AUGGAGUCGGUUGAAGAAACUGAUUACUCAAAUGUCCUCACGGAAGACGAGCUUUUCCAUCGCGAGCCAGAUAGAGCCGCGCAGACAGCAGCCAUACUGGAUGAAUGGGAACCCACUUCUGCUACUGCUGUAGAUGAAGAAACCUCCAAAGAAGAUGGAGUCAAGCGAGCAGAAAAAAUGCAGCAAGAAAUGACAGAGGAGCCAAAGGUGUUGACGGCGAAGCAAAAGGAAAAGCUUCGAAAGAAAGAAAAGUACAGGAACAUGCCAAAAAGCAAGAGCCAUGGCCAGCCAAAACCCACAGGUUUCGAGGAAUCAUUCACCGAAGCACCCGUGACCCCUGAGGAGCACCUACACGAGAGAAGCAUCUACCAUAGUGACCGUCCUGCUAUCUUUCGCAUCCAAGAGGCACUCAACAGGUACCAGCAAAAGCGCCGUCUCCUAGAGGAGCGCAUGCAGGUGUUUGCUCAGUAUCUGAGAUAUGGUGGUGUCGAAGUCGGCGCAAGGAUGUUCGGAGGAGUGUCGGAAAUGGAAUUGAAGGCGAUGGAAAAAGAAGAAGUUGUUGUUGCUCGCUCACAAACCGACAUCGGCAUUGAAAAAAUGAAACUGGAUAUCGAUUUCGAGCAUGUUGCCAAGUCAUUUCUAUCAUUCUACUUGCCCGAUUACUGCAGACCAGAGGGUAUUCACGCCAUCAGGUUGGCAACCGAUACAAUCAGAAAUUGGCUCAAUUACCUACUCUACCACGACGUCGUUCCCGAAUAUACCGACAACAUCAAGGGAGCUCGCGGGUACUGCAACUUUGCAGAGAAGCAGCUCUGGGACAACCAGCGUCUGCUUGUAAAUGGGCCUGGAGACUUCAAUAAGGCCAACUCAUUUCUCUUUGGCGGCUACUACUACGACAAAGGGACACAAUCGGAGCAGUCUCGGGCAUGGACGGACGAAAAUUUAUCACGAAACCGGGCUCCAAUGACACCAUCAGUUGCCCAGAAAGUGGUGAUGUUUGCUCUUGCUGCUAGUGGCACAGAUGAACAAUCUGCGGCAUUUAGUGAUCUUGCAAUGAGAGGGGAACUGUCGGCACAUGCCAUCCAAGACAUUGACGGGUUUGAAAUCGUUGACAUCCUCAUGCCUCAUGACGGAAUUCGCGGCUUCUACGAAACCUACGCACCUGAUCUUAAUGUCGUUGGAAAGGUGCGCGUAAAGGCGUGGCGUAACCCAAACGUUUCGCAGAUUGACCUGGCACCAGGGGAGACGUUGCCGAACAUCCACGGACUGGAAUUCGAAUUCUUCAUCGAGGAAACACUCCUUCAGUACUGUUACCUGGGAAUGAAGGUUGUGACAACUGUGUGGGAGUUGAACUGUGAAGUAUUCUUUUUCGAUGAAAUUCUGAACGCUUACUGCUCGUUCUACACCCAGUCUUUGAACGACUUGAUGAUAGGCUGGAAAGCUCCGCGCGACCUCACCAAGAAGGCAAAUCAAGAAGGGGAAAGCAGUCCGGAAAACGAGACUACCGAAGACCUCCUUGAUGACUAUGACUAG
This is a messenger RNA of Talaromyces amestolkiae, 1533 nucleotides long. RefSeq lists its product as uncharacterized. The transcript is spliced from 5 exons. Gene Ontology annotation, biological process: regulatory ncRNA-mediated gene silencing. Gene Ontology annotation, cellular component: ARC complex. The coding region runs from base 1 to 1533 and encodes 510 amino acids. Lineage: Eukaryota; Fungi; Ascomycota; Eurotiomycetes; Eurotiales; Trichocomaceae. The record is from RefSeq and is a predicted model, not a curated record.